UUUAAUUUCUUGCAACCUAGCUAGCUAGCUAGUUACUCAUAGCUAGGUCUUCUCCUAUACUCUCCUUUCUUUGAUUGUAUAUUGUUGAUAACUCUACUCUCUCUCUCUCUCUCUCUCUCUCUCUCGAUAAAAAUUCUGCCCUUGCGAAGAUCAGAUCCGAGGUGGUUAAUCUGUCCAUCAUUCAACAAAAUCCCCCCAGUUCAGAUCAUCUGUCCAUCAGUCAAAUCAAAGAGGAAGGAAGGAAGGAAGAAAGGAAUCAUCAAAACCAAAACAUGUCCUCUUCCUCUUCCUCCUCAUCUGUCCUCCCGCCGGACCACCACCACCCGCCUCCUCCUCCCACCUCCGAGCAGCUCUGUUACGUUCACUGCAACUUCUGCGACACCGUCCUCGCGGUAAGUGUUCCUUGCUCUAGCUUGUUCAAGACGGUGACGGUUCGAUGCGGCCACUGCACCAAUCUCUUGUCAGUGAACACCCCAGGCCUUCUGUUUCCCACGCCCAAUCAUCACCUCCAUCUUGGCCAUUCUCUCUUUUCUCCUCAGAAUCUUCUGGAAGAGUUUCGAAGCUCGUCGACUAACUUGUUGAUCAAUCAGCCUAAUAAUGCAAAUGAGUCGGUGCCGGUUCGUGGAAUCGAUGAGAUUCCUAAGCUCCCACCUGCUAAUCGACCUCCGGAGAAAAGACAGAGAGUCCCCUCCGCUUACAACCGAUUCAUCAAGGACGAGAUCCAACGAAUCAAAGCUGGAAAUCCCGAUAUAAGUCACAGGGAGGCUUUCAGUACAGCUGCAAAGAAUUGGGCUCACUUCCCACACAUUCACUUCGGACUUUCGCCUGACCAACCUGUGAAGAAAUCUAACGUGCGCCAGCAAGAAGGAGAAGAUGUUCUCAUCAAAGAUGGGUUUCUUCCUCCAGCCAACGUGGGGGUGUUCCCUUACUGAUUAAGAAGUGAAGCUGUUGGGGUUUCUAUAUGUUAAAUCUUUCUCCAUCUUCCUAUCGCUAGGGUUCUUUUUUUUCCUAUCUUUCAUGGGGACUCUUCAAAGGUUUGCAUUGUUUGCUUGGCUUCUCUUAUUGAUUGUAGGACAUUUGAUAAACAUGGAUCUUUGCGAAGUUCAACGCCUGAUGAAUUCCUUAAAAAACUCCCACUGAGCUUGUGAUGAUCAUGUUUGAAUCUCUUCUUCC
Molecule: messenger RNA, 1173 nt
Organism: Diospyros lotus (date-plum)
Lineage: Eukaryota; Viridiplantae; Streptophyta; Magnoliopsida; Ericales; Ebenaceae
Product: axial regulator YABBY 1-like
Exons: 7
Coding region: 273-932 (219 amino acids)
Biological process (GO): multicellular organism development; cell fate commitment; abaxial cell fate specification
Cellular component (GO): nucleus
Source: RefSeq, a predicted model, not a curated record